AUGUUGAUUUCGGAAGGACAAACUCGUUUUGAUGUCAUCCAGGGUGAAUUGGGCGAUUGCUGGCUUAUGGCCGGUUCAGCUAGUUUAACUCUCCGUGAUGAACUUUUCUACCGUGUGGUACCACCCGAUCAGAGCUUCACUGAAAACUAUGCAGGAAUUUUCCACUUCCAGUUCUGGCACUACGGUAAUUGGGUGGAUGUUGUCGUCGAUGACAGAUUGCCAACAUCCGGAGGAAAGCUUUUGUAUAUGCACUCCCGUGAAAACAAUGAAUUUUGGAGUGCUCUGAUGGAAAAAGCUUACGCAAAGCUGUAUGGUUCCUACGAAGCACUGAAAGGUGGCACAACAUCUGAAGCACUAGAAGAUAUGACUGGUGGUCUGACUGAAUUUGCUUCACCAAUGGAAUUUGAAGCUCGUACACGAGAAGGUUUGGUGAAAGGCCAUGCGUACAGUAUCACUGGCAUGAGACUGGUUGAAACAACUCAUGGUAAAAUUCCACUGUUAAGAAUUCGCAAUCCAUGGGGUAAUGAACAAGAAUGGAACGGUGACUGGUCCGAUGAGAGCGAGUUAUGGAGCUGCGUAUCUGAGAAGCAGAAAGAGGACAUGAAUCUUGUCCUCGCGCACGAUGGCGAAUUUUGGUUGGUCCUGUUGUUCAGAGAUGAUGAUAUCCAGUUUUUUUAA
This is a messenger RNA of Gongylonema pulchrum, 678 nucleotides long. The record is from the annotation of a GenBank genome assembly. NCBI's taxonomy places the organism in Eukaryota, Metazoa, Nematoda, Chromadorea, Rhabditida, Gongylonematidae.